Molecule: messenger RNA, 1014 nt
Organism: Cebus imitator (Panamanian white-faced capuchin)
Lineage: Eukaryota; Metazoa; Chordata; Mammalia; Primates; Cebidae
Product: chloride intracellular channel protein 1
Exons: 1
Coding region: 32-757 (241 amino acids)
Source: RefSeq, a predicted model, not a curated record
UAAAACUGUCUUCAAGAGCCCCGACGCAACCAUGGCUGAAGAACAACCACCGGUCGAAUUGUUCGUGAAGGCUGGCAGUCAUGGGGCCAAGAUUGGGAACUGCCCCUUCUCCCAGAGACUGUUCAUGGUCCUGUGGCUCAAGGGAGUCACCUUCAACGUUACCACAGUUGACACCAAGAGGCGGACCGAGACAGUGCAGAAGCUGUGCCCAGGAGGGCAGCUCCCAUUCCUGCUGUAUGGCACUGAAGUGCACACAGACACCAACAAGAUUGAGGAAUUUCUGGAGGCAGUGCUAUGCCCUCCCAGGUACCCCAAGCUGGCAGCUCUGAACCCUGAGUCCAACACAGCUGGGCUGGACAUAUUUGCCAAAUUUUCUGCCUACAUCAAGAAUUCAAACCCAGCACUCAAUGAUAAUCUGGAGAAGGGACUCCUGAAAGCCCUGAAGGUUUUAGACAAUUACUUAACAUCCCCCCUCCCAGAAGAAGUGGAUGAAACCAGUGCUGAAGAUGAGGGCAUCUCUCAGAGGAAGUUUCUGGAUGGCAAUGAGCUCACCCUGGCUGAUUGCAACCUGCUGCCAAAGCUACACAUAGUACAGGUGGUAUGUAAGAAAUACCGGGGAUUCACCAUCCCUGAGGCCUUCCGGGGAGUGCAUCGGUACUUGAGCAAUGCCUACGAGUGGGAAGAAUUCGCCUCCACCUGUCCAGAUGAUGAGGAAAUUGAGCUCGCCUAUGAGCAAGUGGCCAAGGCCCUCAAAUAAGCCCCUCCUGGGUCUCCGUCAACCCCCUCGAUUUUCUCCACAAAGGCCCUGGUGGUUUCCACAUUGCUGCCCAAUGGACACACUCCAAAAUGGCCAGUGGGAAGGGAAUCCUGGAGCACUUGUUCUGGGAUGGUGUGGUGGAAGAGGGGAUGACGGAAAGAAAUGGGGGGCCUGGGUGAGAUUUUUAUUGUGGAGUGGGAUGGGUAGGACAACAUAUUUCAGUAAUAAAGUACGGAAUAAAAAUCAAGUGUUUUUAC